CCGCAGCUCAUCCUCGAGGGCGGAGAGAGGUGGCAUUUGAGUCCUCCGGUAUCCCAGCAGGCAGUGCAGCCUAGAGACGCUGACAAAGGACCGGAGCAGCAGUGGCAGCUGCUUUCCGAGGAGCCGGUGUUGCCGAGAUUGCCAAAAUGCUUUGGAGUUUUUAACUAACUGACUUAAGAAAAGUCCCAACUAGAUUUGAGACUAUAAAAACCGAAGCUACAGCAAGGGCGAUUCAGUGCCAAUGCAUCAACAAAAAAGACAGCCAGAGUUAGUGGAAGGAAAUCUUCCUGUUUUUGUGUUUCCCACGGAGCUAAUAUUUUAUGCAGAUGACCAGUCAACACAUAAGCAGGUGUUGACUCUGUAUAAUCCCUAUGAGUUUGCCUUAAAGUUCAAAGUUUUGUGUACUACUCCAAAUAAGUAUGUUGUCGCUGAUUCUGCAGGUGCAGUAAAGCCUCAGUGUUGUGUGGAUAUUGUGAUCCGUCAUAGAGAUGUUCAAUCCUGUCACUAUGGUGUAAAGGACAAGUUCCGCCUCCAAGUUUCCGAGCAAAGCCAGAGGAAGGCUUUAGGAAGGAAAGAGGUGGUGGCUAUUCUUCUCCCAUCUGCAAAAGAACAAAAGGAAGAAGAGGAAAAAAGGAUAAAGGAACAUUUAACCGAAAGUUUAUUUUUUGAGCAGUCCUUUCAACCAGAAAACAGAGCAGUCUCCUCCGGCCCGAGCCUGCUGACCGUUUUCCUGGGAGCGGUGUGCAUCGGUGCCCUGAUGCUUCCCACGCUGGGUGAUGUGGAGUCACUGGUGCCUGUCUGCUUGCACUUGAGUGUGAAUCAAAAACUAGUGGCUGCUUAUAUCUUAGGUCUUAUCACAAUGGCUAUACUUAGAACAUGAGCAAGGAGUUCAGUUGACUUCUGAAGUAAACUUAUCUUGCAAAUAUGAAUGCGGACUGCCUUUUAUCUCUCUCUCACUCCAUUAACAUGCGACAAACUAUUGAGCGAUUUACAGUAAUUGCAAAACUAUAAUAUAUAUUUUAAAUUACUCUCUAAUUUUAUUGGAAGGACUCCAGCUCAUUAUGUCACAGACAGCAAAGAUGCUUUUGAGCGACCCCUAGGAAAUUAUUUGAAGAAACUCUUUUUAUAUCUAAAGCUAUUGUGCAAAAGACUUUAAUUAAAACAUCUGCUAUUUUGUCAUCUUUUUUUUUUUCCUAAUUCACUUUGAUUCCUAAGGUCAUACAUCCUUCAAAGUGAAAGGCCUGAAAGAGCAAACUGAGAGCAAACUGACCAGCCUGAACAUUAAAUGAAUUUAUUUCCUAACUACAAACAGCAAUGUUACUAUGUAAA
Molecule: messenger RNA, 1329 nt
Organism: Lontra canadensis (Northern American river otter)
Lineage: Eukaryota; Metazoa; Chordata; Mammalia; Carnivora; Mustelidae
Gene: MOSPD1
Product: motile sperm domain containing 1
Exons: 6
Coding region: 242-880 (212 amino acids)
Cellular component (GO): cytoplasm
Source: RefSeq, a predicted model, not a curated record